Messenger RNA from Synchiropus splendidus (mandarinfish), 1973 nucleotides. Its product is annotated as endoplasmic reticulum-Golgi intermediate compartment protein 2-like. The transcript has 13 exons. The record is from RefSeq and is a predicted model, not a curated record. The coding region runs from base 543 to 1679 and encodes 378 amino acids. Gene Ontology annotation, biological process: retrograde vesicle-mediated transport, Golgi to endoplasmic reticulum; endoplasmic reticulum to Golgi vesicle-mediated transport. NCBI's taxonomy places the organism in Eukaryota, Metazoa, Chordata, Actinopteri, Syngnathiformes, Callionymidae. Gene Ontology annotation, cellular component: COPII-coated ER to Golgi transport vesicle; membrane; endoplasmic reticulum.
GAAAAAAUGUUUCGCAUAGAAAUUAUUUUUUGACGUUACGUUUUAAACAUAUAGUCAAAUGAAUGGUGCGUUAUUCUGUUGAAAUACGGUAUGUGCUUCUUUUAUACGUUUAUUUAUUAUGUAUUUGACUCUUUAUAUAUAUCUCUAUUUGUCUUCAGUGUCGCAGGAAAAUCAGUUUAUUAAAUAGUAAUUGAAAUGUCUUAAUGAAAACAAAAAAAGUCUCGUAAGAGACUGGUAAAUACAAUUAUUCGUUUACUAUUUUUUCCGUGGCAGUGACUGAGUCUGCCUCCAGAGAUGAAGGGCAACUGAAAUAAAGGAGGCGAUGAAGGGAUGGUACCCACGGUGGUUUGGGUGGUGUUAACUGACAGGCGUGAGACACUGGCCAGAGUGGAAGGAGCUUCAUGUGCCAGUAGCGAGACCUGCUGUGGUGAGAGGGACAAAAAGACAAGCAGCAGACAGAAAGGUGGCAGUUCCACACAUUCUUAUUAGCUUCAAAGGACAGUAACUAUGUCCAUCAUCUAUGUGGCAACCCGGGGAAAGGAAUGGAAAAAGUGAAGUUGAUCAAGAGUAAAGCCAGUCAGCAAGUUUGCAGAAGUGGGAUCAGAAAUUCACAAAAUCUGGUGUCUCUGGUUGCUUUCACCCUCAUCGCUGUUCUGGCCUUCCUGGAGUUCUUUGUCUACAGAGCGACGUGGAUGAAGUAUGAAUAUGAGGUGGACAAAGACUUUUCCAGUAAAAUGAGAAUAAAUAUCGACAUCACCGUGGCCAUGAAAUGUCAAUAUAUUGGUGCUGAUGUUCUGGAUCUUGCAGAAACCAUGAUCGCGUCUGAUGGCCUGAAAUAUGAACCAGUUAACUUCGAGCUUUCACCGGAACAAAGACUAUGGCACAGGACACUCCUGCACAUCCAGGACCGUCUGCGGGUGGAGCACGCGCUGCAGGACGUGUUCUUCAAAGCUGCCAUAAAAGGACAAGCUCCUAUUCCAUCUCAGCGUGACGACGGCAUGUCUGACCUCACCUCCUGCAGGAUACAUGGACACCUGUAUGUGAACAAGGUGGCGGGAAACUUCCACAUCACGGUGGGAAAGUCCAUCCCCCACCCUCGAGGACACGCACAUCUCGCCGCCCUCAUAAGCCAUGACUCUUUCAACUUUUCUCAUCGGAUCGACCAUUUGUCAUUCGGAGAGGCGAUACCCGGCAUCAUCAGCACCCUGGACGGCACCGAGAAAAUCUCUUCCGAUGCGAACCACAUGUUCCAGUACUUCAUCACCAUCGUCCCCACAAAACUCAACACCUACAAGGUCUCCGCAGACACACAUCAGUACUCCGUCACCGAGCGGGAACGUGCCAUUAACCACGCUGCCGGCAGCCACGGAGUCUCCGGCAUCUUCAUGAAGUACGACAUCAGCUCACUGAUGGUGAAAGUCACUGAGCAGCACAUGCCUCUCUGGCAGUUUCUGGUGCGACUGUGUGGCAUCAUCGGAGGCAUCUUCUCCACCACAGGAAUGCUGCACGGCAUGGUCGGCUUCCUGGUCGAUGUCUUCUGCUGCCGCUUCCAAGUUGGAGCUUACAAGCCACUGACGGAGGAUCCCAUGAAGACACAUGAGCAGAGUGAACCUUCAAGCCCCUGUGAAAACUUGAGCGAGCCGCUAGACAUAGGCAGACAGCUGCUGCUAGAGCAGUGAGGCUGGGCUGAAGUGAGUAUUUUGAAGGUUUUUAAUGCAUUCCUGGAUGACAAACUUGAGCUCAGGGUCGAGAGGACUGAAGCAGAACAGUUUCAGGAUUCUGUCUGUGGAAGCUGCAUCAGGAAGAUUAACAGGUCGGGUUAAGUUAAUUCUUCAUUAGCGAGCGCUCGGGCGUGUAAGCGUAUCCACGUCAGGAUUGUUGAACUCGCCUCCCGUCAUUUUGCUACAAACUGGGUCCCUGUCUCACAAAUGUGCCUCUGACCAACUGCUGGAAAUAAAGUGGGUUUUUGUCCA